UUUGUGACGAGGCUACUUCGCCGCGUCUGUCCUAAAGGGGACAUGCCGUAAUGGCAAGAGAGGAGGCACGCGGAAAGAGACCUUUUAAAAUAUGGGAUAGUUGGCGAAAUGUCCGUAAAGGUCUCGUAGUUAAUAGUUUUGAAGAAUUACUUCUUCGUGGUAAAGAAAAAUUAGGUGUGCCGGUGGGCGAGCCAGUUCGUCUUGUGCUCGAUUCAGACGGCACCCAAGUAGAAGACGGUGAAUAUUUUCGAACUUUACCAAAUAAUACAGUCCUUUUAUUGCUACGACCUGGGGAACGUUGGUUUCCCACUGGUGUCGAUGUUAUACGUGCUGCAAUAUCUGCUAUUCCAAAAAUCGUAUGCGAAACAAUUCACGCUUUAGAAUUACAUGAUGAAACACCAUCGUGGAAAAUCAUGGACAACAAAGGACGUGUCACUGUGGUACUUCACUGGGACCAACGACAAGGUCGAGGAGGAGAUCGAGGAUCUAGCGAACCCAGUCCUGGCGGUCCAAAAUUUUCACCAAGUAAGAAGUCAUCCGGUGAAAUGGCAGGUGGUCCGCGUCCAUCUUUAGUCAUCCAGACCAGUCUGGAUAAAAUUCAAGGUAUUCAUGAUUCACCUGGUACUAUAAUAAGUAGUGGCGGUAAAAGGGAGACUUUGAUUAAUGAUAUAUAUGCUGGGGCAGGGGGUAGUGCCACCAGACUUUACACCUCUAGUCCUCAGAUAACUGUGAUAAACCACGAUGAUGUGACACCAGCGAAAGGUGUCACAAGUUCCUAUGGUGUUCACCAUCCUCGACUGCACAAGCAGGGUAGUUCAUUUGAGUCAACGACGAUUCAUAUCCAUACACCAGAAUGUGCCAAUCAUGCGCAUCAUCCAGCAGCCAGAUCUGGUAGUCCAACAAGCAAUGGUGUUGUUGAAUGUGAUUUUCACUGUUGUGCAUUGCAUGAAGAAGGUCGUAAAAUAGCAGUGCAUAAAAGUGUCGCAACAUCACCAAUACAAGAUGCUCAACAACAAACAUCACCACAGCCACCUAGUUCAUUAUCAGAUGGCUCAAAAAAAACUGGGCAGGUCACUAAAGGUACGGGCCAUGUACGUUUUUUGGACGUGGAUGAUGGUGGGAGCAGCGGUAGUGGUGGUCUUAGCCGUCAUUCACAAAACGAACAUGAUAGUUCGGAGAGUGAAACGGAGAAUACAAUUAUGGAAGAUGAAGCAGUCACCUCGGAAAAGUUUUUAUUAUUGAUAGAUCAAUUAAGUGUCGAUCAAAAACGACAUCUAACAAUAAAAGAUAUUGGUAUUAUAUUAGAGCGAUUAAACUCAAAAAUUUUAGAUGUUGAAAAAUUGGAGAGAGAUUAUGAAGCGAAUGAUUGUUAUAAUUGGACGAUAAAAGCAACAAUACGAGGUGAUGUGCUUCGUGAAUUAGGCGUUAUAUACAAUGGUAAUUAUUAUGCUAUAUCAGAACAUCCUGGUUACAAAGAGGAUAGUGAAGAGAACAAUGAAGAAGCUGAAGAAGAAGAAGAAGAAGAUAUUAUUUAAAAACAAAUAAAUUAGAAAAAAUUUUAGGUAUUUAUUAAAAUAUUAAAAAACAAAAUAAAUAAAUAAAAAUGAUUUAAAUUCAAUCAGUUUUACUU
Molecule: messenger RNA, 1630 nt
Organism: Chrysoperla carnea
Lineage: Eukaryota; Metazoa; Arthropoda; Insecta; Neuroptera; Chrysopidae
Gene: Drep2
Exons: 3
Coding region: 51-1535 (494 amino acids)
Biological process (GO): apoptotic process; regulation of apoptotic process
Source: RefSeq, a predicted model, not a curated record